AUGGACAACAUCAAUGGAUUGCCUGAUGACUUGCUCGUGAAGAUUUUAUUGUUUGUGCCAACAAAAGUUGCUGUAUCAACUGCUGUUUUGUCUAAACGAUGGGAGUUUCUUUGGAUGUUGUUGCCUAAACUCGAGUUUAUUUGUCCUUCGCAAACUCGAGUUAGGGAUUUUAUCAAUAGGAAGUUGCCAUUACACAGAGCUCCAGUCAUAGAAGUAUUACGUCUCCAUGUAGAUUGUUACUUAUAUGUUAAACCUGAAGAUGUCAAACGAUGGGUUGAAGUCGCGGUUUCUCGCUCUGUACGUGAGCUGGAGAUUGUAUACCGUACAAAGAAUAAAAACAUAAUACCGAGUAGCUUUUUAAGUUGCAAAUCGCUCGUGACCUUGAAACUCCGUUACAUGACUGUCAUGGAUGUUCCCUCAUUGGAUGAGUAUGGUGAUGGUUUUGUUUUCAACCAACUUGAACAUCUGAACCUGUGUGUGAAGAAACAUGAUUUGUUGAAUCUCCUUGGCAAAUUGCUCAAAAAUUCUCCUAAGUUACGAGUAUUAGACAUCUCGGUAGAACUGGAUAUAGAUCAUUGGGAUAACCUCAAUGGUAUGGUUUCCUGUAAUCUACCGAAUUCUGUUCCUGAAUGCUUGUUGUCGAGUCUACAAACGUUUAAGUGGUCACGAUACGUUGGGAGACCACGAGAUAGAGAUAUUGCGCUGUAUAUCUUGAAAAACGCUUGUCACUUAAAGACGGCAACAUUCUUGGCUUUAAAAACGAAUUAUGUUCCACACUCCGAGAUGAUCAUCGAGGAUUUGACACUUUCUCCCCGAGCUUCAAGUACAUGCCAACUAAGUAUAUUUGUUGAGGACUAG
Messenger RNA from Camelina sativa (false flax), 858 nucleotides. The record is from RefSeq and is a predicted model, not a curated record. Lineage: Eukaryota; Viridiplantae; Streptophyta; Magnoliopsida; Brassicales; Brassicaceae.